GGGAGGUGGGAGCGCUCCUAUUUCAGCCCCUGACGCACUGCCUCUGGGGAGGAAACGGAGCUGCAAACUCAGUCCUGCUCUGCUGUACAGGGUGCAGGGCAGAGGGAGAGCCAAUCACCGAAACGCACAGGCUCCCUUUAAGCCUGACAUAUCUCCAACAGGAACAAAUUGUCCCAACAAUCAACAUCCCAAUCUGCUGCGCGCAUCAGGGGCUGGAGUGGAGUGGAUAGCCUAUAGGCCUGUGCUGCGCGGACGGGCUGCGCCGGAUUGCAUCGCGACAAGAAAACUUUAAAACACAGAAAAAUAAACGACAGCUAUCGCUUUGGAUACCAACGUUUCGGGCGGAGGAGUGAGCUCGGACAUCAUGUCUAUUUUACCGUCCUUCGGCUUUACGCAGGAGCAAGUGGCGUGCGUUUGCGAGGUGUUGCAGCAGGGAGGAAACCUGGAGAGGCUCGGCCGCUUCCUGUGGUCUCUACCCGCGUGUGAUCACCUUCACAAGAACGAGAGCGUCCUCAAAGCCAAGGCGGUGGUGGCCUUUCAUCGGGGGAACUUCAGAGAGCUCUAUAAGAUCCUGGAGAGCCACCAGUUUUCUCCGCACAACCACCCGAAGCUGCAGCAGCUCUGGCUGAAGGCGCACUACGUGGAGGCGGAGAAGCUGCGCGGCCGGCCGCUCGGAGCUGUAGGGAAGUACAGGGUGCGGAGGAAAUUCCCGCUGCCCCGUACGAUAUGGGACGGCGAGGAGACCAGCUACUGCUUUAAGGAGAAGUCCAGGGGCGUCCUGAGAGAGUGGUACACGCAUAACCCUUAUCCGUCCCCGCGGGAAAAGAGAGAGCUGGCCGAGGCCACAGGACUGACCACCACGCAGGUCAGCAACUGGUUCAAAAACAGACGGCAGAGAGACAGAGCCGCAGAGGCGAAGGAGAGAGAGAACAGUGAAAACAACAACGCAGGCGGCAACAAACAGAACCAGCUGUCCCCGCUGGAUGGAGGAAAGUCUCUCAUGUCCAGCUCGGAGGACGAGUUUUCUCCACCUCAGAGCCCCGACCAGAACUCAGCGCUUUUGCUCCAGGGCAACAUGAGCCACCCCGGGGCCUCCGCUUACUCCAUGCCCGGCCUCGGGGCCCCACAGCCGGUGCACGGCAUGCACGGACACCCGCAUCAACUGCAGGACUCCUUGUUGGGACCUCUAACCUCCAGUCUUGUGGAUUUGGGCUCUUAAAGAGGCUGCCAGAUGAUUAUAUUUUACAAAAACCGACAAAAAAAAAACAGAAGAGAAGAAGACUGAUAAGUGUAUCAGAUUGAGUAGCCUACAUGUAUGAAAUAACACUAUAGUAGCCUACCUUAUAAUAUAGACUGACUUGUCUGUCGUUAAAUUUGGUUAGAACAAAACUCCUUUAUGCGCUUAUCCUGUCCUCCUCUGUCAGGAGGUUUUUUCUCAUCUCCUGCACACGAAAACACACAAACAAGACCUUUCUGAAACUCUAAACUCAACGAAACACUUAACUGGACUGCCCAUUUGCUUAAUUUAUGAUAUUUUGUUAAGAUUAAAAAAAUAUAGUAACUUCCUGCAAUGGAAACUAAGAGGUAACGUUUUCAUUAGAGUCAUGGUAAUUAGUUUCCAAUAAAACAAAAGUAAUUCA
Messenger RNA from Thunnus maccoyii (southern bluefin tuna), 1640 nucleotides. RefSeq names its product homeobox protein six1b. The transcript has 2 exons. The record is from RefSeq and is a predicted model, not a curated record. Gene Ontology annotation, molecular function: RNA polymerase II cis-regulatory region sequence-specific DNA binding; DNA-binding transcription factor activity, RNA polymerase II-specific. Gene Ontology annotation, biological process: regulation of transcription by RNA polymerase II. The coding region runs from base 365 to 1219 and encodes 284 amino acids. Lineage: Eukaryota; Metazoa; Chordata; Actinopteri; Scombriformes; Scombridae. Gene Ontology annotation, cellular component: transcription regulator complex; nucleus.